GUAGGAAGGAUGGAGUCGCUGCCGGCGGAUAGAAUAAUUCGUGCUAAGAGCAGGGGUAACGUCAUGCACGCCGCUGUGGAUUUUAUAGCUGGUUCACUGGGUGGAAUCAGUAUGGUUUAUGCGGGUCAGCCGCUGGAUACUGUAAAAGUCAAAAUGCAGACAUUUCCAAAUCUGUACCGGGGUAUGAUGGACUGUUUGCGACAGACAUGGAUGAAAGAAGGUUUACGUCGUGGCUUGUAUGCCGGUGCAGUGCCCGCAGUAAUUGCAAAUGUUGCUGAGAAAUCAGUUCUCUUUGUUGCUUAUGGUUCGUGCCAAAAACUGAUUAUGAAGCUGACGGGCAUACAGAGAGUGGAGGAACUGGGAACAUUCUCCAAUGCAGCAGCUGGUUCACUUUCUGCGAUUUUCUCAUCCCUUACGCUUUGUCCAACAGAGUUGGUGAAAUGCAAACUGCAGGCUCUGCGAGAGACAAGUUCACAGUCUAAAACAGCUACUCAAAACUGUGGGCCUAUAAAAAUGACGAAAUACAUAAUAAAAAAUGAAGGAGCAAUGGGCCUGUUUAGAGGUCUGACUUCAACUAUGGCUCGAGAAAUGUUUGGCAACUUCUUCUUUUUUGGAGGAUAUGAAGGUGCUCGUCAGUUGCUCACACCUCCAGGGAAAUCAAAGGAUGAAAUUGGAGCUGUACGUACAAUGGUUGCUGGUGCUACAGGUGGUUUUGUUUUUUGGCUUGUUGUGUUUCCUGUGGAUGCUGUAAAAUCAAGAAUACAGGUUGGCGGUCUGAAAGAACCCAUGAUAUCUGUUGCCUUAAAGGUGGCCCGUCAAGAAGGGAUUUCUGCCUUGUACAACGGCUUGCAACCAUCUCUUGUCAGAACAAUACCAGCCUGUGCUACUUUAUUUCUAGUGUAUGAAAAUAGUAAAAAGAUGUUGCUUAAACUUUUAGAAUGAACAGUACGGUAGAUUUGAAUGUUUUUAUCGCAUAAUGGCAAAAUCACUGCCACAGAUUUUGUCCUCAUAGUCAUACAAGUUGCCAAUGGAAAACUGCUUAGAGGAUAGUUUGGAGCAGUAAUACUGAAUAUUGGUUGCAUUGGAGCUCUUAAUCUUUUGAUACUGACAGUGCAAACAUAAUAGGUUUUUAAAAUGUAAACCACAAGAGAAAAUCCAAGAUGGAAUAAUGACAAUAUUAUGAAGAGGAUAGACUGCUACUUAAUGUAUAGAGGAGAUGCUGAGUUGCAGACAGGCACAACAAAAAGGCUGCUAAAUGUGUGAGCUUUUAGCCAAAAGAAGAAGGCAUUUUGGCUGAAAGCUCACAUGUUUAGCAGUUUUUGUUUUGCCUGUCUGUGACUCAACAUCUUGUCUACAUGGUGAGUAGAAUCUAUCCUUUUCAUAAUAUUGCUAAUUACAAGAGACUUAAUUUAAGUACAAAACUUAAAAAUUUUGUUUAUAAAAGCAAUAAAAUUAAGCAUGCAUAUAAGUAUUCAUGUGAACACUGCAAGACUGGUAAAUUGUCACUGUUUAUGUGGAGAUAAGGGUAAAUAUUAUAACACAGUGGUUAUUGAUACAGUGUGGUCAUAUGACUGGACCAAUACUUUACUCAGUACUUGAC
Schistocerca americana (American grasshopper) is the source of this 1600-nucleotide messenger RNA. Its product is annotated as mitochondrial ornithine transporter 1-like. The record is from RefSeq and is a predicted model, not a curated record. Bases 10 to 942 code for a protein of 310 amino acids. Gene Ontology annotation, biological process: mitochondrial L-ornithine transmembrane transport. Gene Ontology annotation, molecular function: L-ornithine transmembrane transporter activity. NCBI's taxonomy places the organism in Eukaryota, Metazoa, Arthropoda, Insecta, Orthoptera, Acrididae. The transcript is spliced from 6 exons.